Molecule: messenger RNA, 2400 nt
Organism: Olea europaea var. sylvestris
Lineage: Eukaryota; Viridiplantae; Streptophyta; Magnoliopsida; Lamiales; Oleaceae
Product: tripeptidyl-peptidase 2-like
Exons: 16
Coding region: 335-2245 (636 amino acids)
Biological process (GO): proteolysis
Cellular component (GO): cytosol
Molecular function (GO): serine-type endopeptidase activity; tripeptidyl-peptidase activity
Source: RefSeq, a predicted model, not a curated record
CAAAUAACCCCUAAGGUCCCGGCAUCUGGCUAUCCUUCCUUGUACUCCUCCACUUUCCGCCGCCGGUAUCCGAUACUCACAUUGUCAAAUUCCAAAAUCACCCCUAACAAAAUCUUUAAUUCACCCAUCAUUAGACACUGAUGCAAAGCCCAUUAUCAUUGGCUUUAAAUACCGCCCAUUCCAAGUUUCCAACCAAUUCCCGUCAUAUUUUCGCUCAUUGUUUCUCACUUAUUCUCUGCUCAUUAGUGCACCCAAAAGUUACUUUUCCAGCAAAAAAAGCAGAGAUAGAAUAAGCACUUGCACUGAGAAUAGCAGUAGGAUCUUAAUAAGGGCAAUGCCUUCUGGAGAAGACAAUGGUGCUUUACGGAACUUCAAGCUGAACGAGUCAACUUUCUUAGCUUCACUCAUGCCCAAGAAAGAAAUUGCUGCGGAUCGGUUUGUUGAAGCCCACCCGGAAUACGAUGGUCGUGGAGUGAUUAUUGCAAUUUUUGAUUCUGGGGUGGACCCGGCUGCUGCUGGGCUUCAAGAAACCUCUGAUGGGAAGCCAAAGAUCUUAGAUGUUAUUGAUUGCACUGGGAGUGGAGAUAUUGAUACAUCAACGGUAGUGAAGGCUGAUGACUGUAGGUGUAUCCGCGGGACAUCUGGGGCUACAUUGGUUUUAAAUUCUUCAUGGAAGAAUCCAUCUGGCGAAUGGCAUGUGGGUUGUAAAUUGGUUUAUGAGCUUUUCACAAAUACGCUAACUUCUCGAUUGAAGAAAGAGAGAGAGAAAAGGUGGGAUGAAAAGAAUCAGGAAGCAAUUGCUGAGGCUGUAAAGCAGCUUGAUGCAUAUGACAAGAAGCACACGAAAAUUGAGGAUGCAAACUUGAAAAAGGUCCGGGAAGAUCUCCAGAGUAGAGUUGAUCUUCUACGCAAGCAGGCUGACAGCUAUGAUGAUAAAGGACCUGUCAUAGAUGCUGUUGUAUGGCAUGAUGGAGAAGUUUGGAGGGCUGCUCUUGACACACAGAGUUUUGAUGAUGAACCAGGAUGUGGGAAGCUUGCUGACUUCGUUCCUUUAACUAAUUAUAGCAACCUAGAAGGUCAAUUGGAAUAUCACAUAUCAAUCAAUCAAAGAGAGAUUCAACAACUAGAAGAAAGAUCGAUUCUUUGGGAUCCUUCCUUUCUUCAAAUGGACAGAGAUAGAAUCAGACCAAUUCCCGAAAUGCCUUUUUGGAUAUUCCUCAAUGUCCUGGCUAUUCACGGAAUGAUUGAACGGAAGUAUGGCAUUUUUAGCAAAUUAGACGCUUGUACAUGUGUUCUUAACAUAUAUAAUGAAGGCAACAUUUUGAGUAUCGUAACCGAUAGCUCUCCUCAUGGUACGCAUGUUGCUGGAAUAACUGCUGCUUUCCAUCAAAAGGAGCCUUUGUUGAAUGGAGUUGCCCCUGGAGCACAAUUGAUUUCAUGUAAAAUUGGAGAUUCACGCUUAGGUUCAAUGGAAACAGGAACAGGCUUGACUCGAGCACUGAUUGCUGCUGUUGAGCACAAAUGUGACCUUAUAAACAUGAGUUAUGGGGAGGCCACUUUGCUCCCUGAUUAUGGUUGUUUUGUUGAUCUCGUGAAUGAGGUAGUCAACAAGCACCGGCUGAUAUAUGUUAGUAGUGCUGGCAACAAUGGGCCAGCAUUGAGUACUGUGGGUGCACCUGGUGGUACCACAUCAAGUAUUAUAGGAGUUGGUGCAUAUGUUUCUCCUACCAUGGCUGCUGGAACUCACAACUUAGUUGAGGCUCCUCCUGAAGGUCUUGAAUAUACCUGGUCUAGUCGAGGACCAACAGCUGAUGGGGAUCUUGGAGUCUGCAUAAGUGCCGCUGGAGGAGCUGUAGCUCCUGUUCCUACAUGGACUCUUCAACGACGCAUGCUUAUGAAUGGAACAUCAAUGUCAUCUCCAUGUGCUUGUGGUGGGGUUGCUCUGCUUGUCAGUGCCAUGAAGGCUGAAGGGAUUCCUGUGAGUCCAUACAGUGUCCGUAAGGCUCUGGAGAACACAGCAAUUCCUGUGGGUGGAUUGCCUGAAGAUAAACUGACUUCUGGACAAGGGCUUAUGCAAGUUGACAAGGCCUAUGAAUACGUUCAGAAGUCAUGUAAUGUUCCAUGUGUGUGGUACCAAGUAAAGGUUAAUCAAUGUGGAAAACCAACACCCACAUCACGAGGUAUCUACCUAAGGGAGGCUAAUUCUUGUCGACAGAAAACCGAGGUGAGAUUCCAUGGUCAAUAGAUGCAGCUGCUUUGGCAUAUUCAUCAACUUUAUUGACUUCUUCAUGUCUUCAAAUUAUGUUUAUCUCAUUUGUUGAGGUUGUUUUCGUGGAAGAUUUUUUACUCAAUUCAUGAAUCUAUUCAAUGUACAAACUUUAUUCAUAGUUAGAACCUUUC